This is a messenger RNA of Microthlaspi erraticum, 1158 nucleotides long. NCBI's taxonomy places the organism in Eukaryota, Viridiplantae, Streptophyta, Magnoliopsida, Brassicales, Brassicaceae. The record is from the annotation of a GenBank genome assembly.
AUGGCGAAGAAAGCGGUGUUGAUCGGGAUCAACUACCCCGGAACAGAGGUGGAGCUACAAGGCUGCGUCAACGACGUCCAUCGGAUGUACAAGUGCCUCGUUGACCGCUACGAUUUCGCCGAGGAUGACAUCACGGUGCUGAUAGACACCGACAAAUCUUACACUCAACCCACCGGCAAAAACAUCCGUCAUGCCUUGUCGGAACUCAUAAAGCCGGCAAAAGCCGGUGAUGUUUUAUUCGUGCAUUACAGUGGACACGGUACGAGGGUCCCACCUGAAACAGGGGAAGAAGACGAUACCGGUUUUGAUGAGUGUAUCGUUCCUUGCGACAUGAAUCCAAUCCCUGAUGAUGAUUUCAGGGAUAUAGUCGAACAGGUUCCAGAGGGAUGUCAGAUAACGUUCAUAUCAGACUCUUGCCACAGUGGAGGACUCAUCGAUGAAGCCAAGGAACAGAUUGGAGAGAGCGCCAAUAAGAAGCCAAAUCAAGAACAAAAAGUUUCCAUUUUCGGAUUCGAAUUCUUCAACUUCUUGCAUAGCGUUUUGGUGAAUUUUCUUGCGUUUUGUGGAAUUUGGAGAUCUCAGGAAGAACCGCACGAGAUUAAGACUAGGGAGAUCGUAAAGAGAGAUGAGACUGUCAAAUCAAGGUAUCUGCCACUGGAGAGCUUCAUUAGUGUUCUGAAACAGCAAACCGGGAAAGAAAAUAUUGAGAUCGGGGAAAUCAGACCGACGCUUUUCGAUGUGUUUGGCGAAGAUUCGAGCCCGAAAGUGAAGAAGUUCGUUAAAGUGAUGUUCACCAAGCUAAACGAUGGUCAAAGUGGGCUACUUGGUAAGAUAAAAACUGCGAUGGAGACACAAGUGAAGAGUGAUCGUGAUAUCUAUGGAGGAGGACAAAGCAACGGAAUGUUUCCGGACAGAGGGAUUCUGUUGAGUGGGUGUCAAACGGAUGAGACAUCAGCGGAUGUGAAAAAGAGUGGACAAGCUUAUGGAGCGUUUAGUAAUGCGAUUCAGAUGGUUUUGUCGGAGACUAAGGAGGAAGACAAGAUCACGAACAAGGAAAUGGUUUUGAGGGCAAGAGAGUUUCUGAAGAAAGAGAUGUUUACUCAGAGACCAGGAUUGUAUUGUGAUGACCGUUUUGUGAAUGCUCCGUUUAUAUGCUAA